CAAAGCUGCAUCCGUCUCUCCACCAAACAGCCCGAGCAACGGGCCCAAUUGACGAUGAACGCCGCGCCCCGAAUUGCGCGAAGCUCCCUGCGGCCUGGCUCGUCGCCAUGGUCCUGCUUCUUUUGCCAGAAUGCGCGCCCGCGCCUGCAGCAGCCCCGCGUCAACCUCAGCCGAAAGGCCUCGAACCAGGCGCCUAGGAACAGCCAACCUCCAAAGCAAUACCCAUCGAUGGACGAGAUCCGAGCGCAUUACGGCCGCAAGAACCGAUCAGUAGCGUACUACACUCUUAGCACGAUUCUCGGAUUCGUCGCCCUCACCUACGGCUCGGUCCCGCUCUAUAAGAUGAUCUGUCAAACCACUGGUUGGGGUGGUCAGCCUGUGCGAGCCCACGGCGGCCCCGGCGGCAACGACGACAUCGACAUCGCGACCCGGGUUGUGCCUGUCAAGGACGCGAAACGUAUCAAAGUGACAUUCAACGCCUCCGUCUCCGACGUCCUCCCCUGGAAGUUCACCCCCCAGCAACGGGAGGUGCGCGUGCUCCCCGGCGAGACCGCAUUGGCCUUUUACACGGCGACGAACACAAGCGAUACGGACAUCAUUGGCGUGGCGACGUACAGCGUGACGCCCGCCCAGUGUGCUCCUUACUUCAGCAAGAUCCAGUGCUUUUGCUUCGAGGAGCAGCGCCUGAAUGCGGGAGAGACUGUCGAUAUGCCCGUCUUCUUCUACCUGGACCCCGACCUGUUGAACGAUUUGAACAUGAAGGGCGUGGAAACAGUGACGUUGAGCUACACCUUCUUCAAAGCGAGGUAUGAUAACAACGGACGAUUCCAGAGACCGGCUUCGCUACUAUAGUCGGCCGAACUGAAAGAAGUGAUGUGUACGAUACGCCCUCCUCUUUAUCAUAUGUAUUUCACGCUAGAAGCCUCAAUUGGCAAAAUAGAAUAUCCUUGGAUAUCCAUGAAGAAACCUACU
Molecule: messenger RNA, 972 nt
Organism: Ilyonectria robusta
Lineage: Eukaryota; Fungi; Ascomycota; Sordariomycetes; Hypocreales; Nectriaceae
Product: cytochrome c oxidase assembly protein CtaG/Cox11-domain-containing protein
Exons: 4
Coding region: 55-852 (265 amino acids)
Cellular component (GO): mitochondrial inner membrane
Molecular function (GO): copper ion binding
Source: RefSeq, a predicted model, not a curated record